Molecule: messenger RNA, 635 nt
Organism: Carlito syrichta (Philippine tarsier)
Lineage: Eukaryota; Metazoa; Chordata; Mammalia; Primates; Tarsiidae
Gene: TMED2
Product: transmembrane p24 trafficking protein 2
Exons: 4
Coding region: 102-635 (177 amino acids)
Biological process (GO): endoplasmic reticulum to Golgi vesicle-mediated transport; intracellular protein transport; Golgi organization
Cellular component (GO): COPII-coated ER to Golgi transport vesicle; endoplasmic reticulum; Golgi apparatus
Source: RefSeq, a predicted model, not a curated record
AGCCGAGGCGGCGGCGACUGAGAAGGCAGCGGGGCGGCGGCGGCGGCCACGGCGGCUCUGGAGGCCGCAGUCCCGGUCCUGGCUUCGGCCCCAGCCCCACCAUGGUGACGCUCGCCGAGCUGCUGGUGCUCCUGGCUGCUCUCGUGGCCACGGCUUCGGGCUACUUCGUCAGCAUCGACGCGCACGCCGAGGAGUGCUUCUUCGAGCGGGUCACCUCGGGCACCAAGAUGGGCCUCAUCUUCGAGGUGGCCGAGGGCGGCUUCCUGGACAUCGACGUGGAGAUUACAGGACCUGAUAAUAAAGGGAUUUAUAAAGGAGACCGAGAGUCCAGUGGGAAAUACACAUUUGCCGCUCACAUGGACGGAACGUAUAAGUUUUGUUUUAGUAAUAGGAUGUCUACCAUGACUCCAAAGAUAGUGAUGUUCACCAUUGACAUUGGGGAGGCCCCAAAAGGACAAGACAUGGAAACAGAAGGUGGUGGAGACACCUGGGACGCUCACCAGAACAAGCUAGAAGAAAUGAUCAACGAGUUAGCAGUGGCGAUGACUGCUGUGAAGCAUGAGCAGGAGUACAUGGAAGUUCGGGAGAGGAUACACAGAGCCAGUAAGUUCACACAUGAGUUGCCCCAUGUCUAA